This is a messenger RNA of Daldinia caldariorum, 762 nucleotides long. RefSeq names its product pectate lyase superfamily protein-domain-containing protein. The transcript has 3 exons. Bases 1 to 762 code for a protein of 253 amino acids. The record is from RefSeq and is a predicted model, not a curated record. NCBI's taxonomy places the organism in Eukaryota, Fungi, Ascomycota, Sordariomycetes, Xylariales, Hypoxylaceae.
AUGCGUUUCCCAGCAGCGGUUCUAUUCCUGCCAACUAUCCUUGGAGGGAAGCUGGUUAUCCCUGAGAUACAAAAUGCAUACGAUUCGGCCGUAGUCAAUGAUGUCUCACCUGUGAGCUCGAGCUCCGUCUCCGGCUCCGAGGAAAAUAAAAUCCAGGAGCGAGCCGCUAUUAGUACUUACUGGUAUGAGAAGAUUUCACAUCAAGGCAUAUCGGCCUUCAAUGCCAACGGUACAACGUACAAGUACUUCCCCGCAGGAACCUACGUGGUUUCUUCGUCAAUCGUUAGCUACUAUGCGACCAAUACUGUCGGAAACCCGAAUAACAUGCCUGUUUUGAAAGCCACGGCCGGCUUUUCUGGAUUCGGUGUCAUAGACGGUGCUCCGUGCCAGACCGGUGGAGAUCUACCCCACGGAGCGACGAAUAUCUUCUGGCGUCAAGUCAGAAACUUCGUCAUUGACCUAACAGCCAUCCCGGCGGCGACUGAGGCAACCGGCAUCCAUUGGCCUACGGCACAGGCAACGAGUUUGCAGAAUAUCGUGUUCAAGAUGUCCAGCGAUGAGGGGAUCAAGCACCAAGGAGUUUUCAUAGAGUCGGGCCCUGGUGGUAUCCUAAACGACCUCGUAUUUUAUGACGGUUUAUAUGGAGCCGUGUUUGGUAGCCAGCAGUUUACCGUAAGAAACCUCACUUUCAGCGAUGCAGUGACUGCUAGCUAUCAGCUAUGGGACUGGGGAUGGACGUAUAAGAGCAUAUCCGUCAGGUAA